AUGCAAUUCGCAGUGUCACCAGACAACCUCCUCUUCUUCUGCUCCGUCACGGCGUCGGCGGCCGCCGCCUUCGCUCUCGUCUCGCUGUACAGGCACCUGGCGCACCGGCGACCGCAGCAGCCCUCCGCGUACGACGGCCUCGCGGCAAGCUCAGGAGGAGGCUCCGCCGAGUCAGAAGAAGAGCUCCUGCCGCUGAGCGCCGCCGCAGCGGGUCUCCCCCCGUUCAUGUACAACCGGCUGGUGAGGCACAGCGGCAAGGGCGCGAGCUGGACCGAGUGCGCGGUCUGCCUCGGCGUCAUCCAGGUGGGCGCCAUGGUGAAGCUGCUGCCCGCGUGCAGCCAUGUUUACCACCGCGACUGCAUCGACCUGUGGCUGUCGUCGCGCUCCACGUGCCCGCUCUGCCGGUGCAGGGUUGGUGGUCCCUCGGAGACCGGCGCCGGCCAGGAGACGACGCCCCAGCAGCUUGCUCAACCUUCCCCUGCAUAG
Messenger RNA from Miscanthus lutarioriparius, 486 nucleotides. Lineage: Eukaryota; Viridiplantae; Streptophyta; Magnoliopsida; Poales; Poaceae. The record is from the annotation of a GenBank genome assembly.